Nycticebus coucang (slow loris) is the source of this 5726-nucleotide messenger RNA. It is a transcript of the gene ZNF397, whose product is annotated as zinc finger protein 397. The coding region runs from base 900 to 2501 and encodes 533 amino acids. NCBI's taxonomy places the organism in Eukaryota, Metazoa, Chordata, Mammalia, Primates, Lorisidae. Gene Ontology annotation, biological process: regulation of transcription by RNA polymerase II. Gene Ontology annotation, molecular function: DNA-binding transcription factor activity; RNA polymerase II cis-regulatory region sequence-specific DNA binding. The record is from RefSeq and is a predicted model, not a curated record. The transcript has 5 exons.
CUAUUAAUAGCCGAAGAAAAGCAUAGUAAGACUUCAUGCCAGCUAGGCCCCGGUAAAAAAUAGGAAAACCCGGGCGGCGCCUGUGGCUCAACGGAGUAGGGCCCCCGCCCCAUAUGCCGGAGGUGGCGCGGGUCAAAUCCAGCCCCGCCAAAAACUGCAAAAAUAAAAAAAGGACAACCCUGCCUUAGAGGUCCGGAAUCUGGGGCACGAUAAUGUCCUGUAACUACGGGGACUUCAGGGGCCCUGGUCACUAGCUGACUGACUUCGGAUAAUGUUUAGGGCUGUAAAAUAGGUACAGUUACUGCACAAAACUGUUCUCAAAUGAUAUGCAGAGAAGAGCAUUAUAAGUCACUGCUAAUCUUUGUCCAGCCUGUUUGUCCGUGCAUUUACUUUUGUCGGAGAUGUUGAAAAUAGAACUGGAACUACAAGAAAACCUGAAUACUUUCCUUGGAAAUUGGUUGUGCAAACAGGCAGGAAUGACGCGACACCCAGAAAGCUGGGUAGAAGAAGGCCAGAGGGGGCGGCGACGCUACCCUCCGAGCCGCAGCCCACAGGUCUCCCUUCUCUGAGCGUCGCGGUUCCGCCGGACGCGCGGCCACAGAGGGAAGGGGGCGGGGGGGGGUAGGAAGGAUAGAACUCAAGCGCUGAUUGGCUACCUAAGAGCAAGGGGCGGGCAGACACAGGCUCCAGAGGGCACGAGAGCGGAAGACCGUGUGACUUCCGGUCUUUGUGGCUCGCCGCUCGGGGUCAGCUGCUUGUUCGCUGGCGACUUCUGGGCUUCGCGCGGUAGGAAUUCUACAUAAUGGGAGACACCGAAUGAGGAAAGAAGAGAUUGCUCACGCUUCUGAAGCACAGAACCCAGAUGUACUAAGCUUUUGGCUAAGCUGCUUUAGCCCAGAAUGGCUAUGGAAUCCAGAACAGUUUCAACCCAGGAUCUUCAGGAACAUGACCUAAUUCUAGUGAAAAUAGAAGAGGGUGUUUCCUGGGAUCCAAAAUUUAAACAGAAUGGGAGUACCCAAUCCUGCCAAGAAUUAUUUCGCCAGCAAUUCAGAAAGUUUUGCUACCAGGAGACACCUGGGCCCCGGGAAGCUCUGGGCCGACUCCAGGAGCUUUGCUAUCAAUGGCUAAUGCCAGAGUUGCACACAAAGGAGCAGAUUCUAGAACUACUGAUCUUGGAGCAGUUCCUGAGCAUCCUGCCUGAGGAACUGCAGAUCUGGGUGCAGCAGCAUAAUCCACAAAGUGGCGAGGAAGCUGUGACCCUUUUGGAGGAUUUGGAGAGGGAGUUUGAUGAUCCAGGGCCGCAGGUCCCAGCUGGUCUACAUGGAACAGCAAUGCCAUGGAAGGAUUUAACAUAUCAUGGCGCAUCCCAAGAGUUGGCAAACAUCCAACUCCAGCCUUUAAGGACACAGCUGAAAUCCUGGAAACCUUGCCUUUCCCCUAAAAGUGGUUGUGAGAACAAUGAAACAGCACCAAAGGAGGACAUUUCAGGAGAAAAAUCACAGGGACUCCCUGGGGAAACUUCAUUUGGAAGAGUUAGUGGACAUGAAAGCAGUUUAGAAUGGAAGCAAGGAAGUGCUACAGGGGAGAAAUUAAGAACAUCCCCUUCCCAAGUGGGCAGUUGUAGUCAGGUGAUCUUCACACACAAAUCUCUAGGACAGAGAGCCCAAGAUGCCGAUCCUACAAGAUGCCUGAUUCUAACUACUACAAAGUCUGUGAGAUGUCAGAAGGUUCCUCCAGAAGAGAGACCUUACAGAUGUGAUGUAUGUGAGCACAGCUUUAAGCAGUAUUCCUCUCUAACACAACAUCAGAGAAUCCAUACUGGAGAAAAACCAUAUAAGUGUAACCAGUGUGGGAAGGCCUUUAGUUUGAGGUCAUAUCUUAUUAUUCAUCAGAGAAUUCAUAGUGGUGAAAAAGCAUAUGAAUGUAGUGAAUGUGGGAAAGCUUUCAAUCAGAGUUCAGCCCUCAUUAGACAUCGGAAAAUCCAUACUGGUGAGAAAGCUUGUAAAUGUAACGAGUGUGGCAAAGCAUUCAGCCAAAGUUCCUAUCUAAUUAUACAUCAAAGAAUUCACACUGGUGAGAAACCUUAUGAAUGUAAUGAGUGUGGGAAAACCUUUAGCCAGAGCUCAAAACUUAUUAGACAUCAGCGAAUUCAUACAGGGGAGAGACCCUAUGAAUGUAACGAAUGUGGAAAAGCUUUCAGGCAAAGCUCAGAGCUGAUUACCCAUCAGAGAAUACAUAGCGGAGAGAAGCCCUAUGAAUGUAGUGAAUGUGGAAAAGCCUUCAGUUUGAGUUCAAACCUUAUCAGACACCAGAGAAUUCAUAGUGGAGAGGAACCUUAUCAGUGUAAUGAAUGUGGCAAAACCUUCAAAAGGAGCUCGGCUCUUAUUCAGCAUCAGAGAAUUCAUUCUGGGGAUGAAACUUACAUAUGUAAUGAAUGUGGGAAGGCAUUCAGGCACAGAUCAGUUCUCCUGCGCCAUCAAAGAGUUCACACUGUAAAGUAGCUUGUGAAUAUUGUAAAUACUUCACAUUUUUAUCUUUGUUAAGUCAAAAGAGUUUAUUUUGGAGCAAGACUUCAUUAAGGUUGUAAACUACUAGGACUUGAGAGUCAGUCUGAUUUGGUUGGUGGAGCAUUUCCCCAGUGCUAAUGUAAAAAUUGCCCUUUAAAAAUCUGAUGAAUGAUCAGGAGAAUCAUUACUUCAGCUUUUCUCUUGCCAUCAGGAAUACUCAGGAAAUAUGAACAGUGGGAUUGUUACAUUGAAACCUCGUUUUGUUUUGUUUUUUUUUUUAAUGGGAAUAUCAUGAAAAGCGACACAGACUCUUGUCACUGCAUUUGAUGGUCAGUGUGUCAGAUUGUGGGGAUGGUGUGGACAGCAUGAGGAACUUUUGUCUCGGGAAUGUAAAAAAUUUUACUAAGCCAAUAAAGAACAGUGACAGGGCAGCAAGAAUGGUGGGGAAAUGUUUUCAUCAAUGAUUUGUUACGCCCAGGGCAGGCCAGAAAUUAGAUGGCUUAAGACAAAGUAUCAGUUAAUUUAUCUAACAGUUAAAUUUUGAAUAUCUACUGUGCCCGCCAGGGAGUAGGGAUAUGAUCGAAACAAGUCUCUACAGUCUAAUGGACAAGGCAGCCAAACAGGCAGGGACACUGUUGUGGUCAGUGCCAUGUAACCUUAAGAAGCACCCAGCUCAACUGUGGUUGAAGACAUGGGGAGGUAACCUGAAGGAGUAGGACUAAGUGCAGUGGGUAGAUUAGGGAAGAAUGUUCCCAGUAGAAGGAGCAACAGACAAAGGCCAGGAAGAAAGUGUACAUUCUUGUUGAUUUUCCUUUGAAGUAGGGUUCUGUCUGUAAGAGAAACAUGGGUGUGGCCAGACUCAGUGCUGAAAGGCAUAUAUGCCAGCGGAGAAAUUUCUGUUAAUAAAACUGGAACCCUUUGACCACAAAGUGGUUAGGAGCUUUAUCUUGGUCAGGGUGACACCAAGGAAAGGACUAAUAAUUUCCUUGCCUAAUCUGUACAAUAGCCUAGAACGUCCAUGGGGAUAGUGAUGGGAUUGGAGUGAGAAAGAGCCGGCUUAGAUGUUAAGAGAUUGUUAAAGUUCUAAGUCUUGUUCCAGAUACAAAGACUCUCCUAAUGACAGAGUUAAAGCUGCUGUCAGAUUCUUUCUAAUCCCCAAGGCUCUGGGUCAGAAGUUACAUCCUUGGUUUCAGGAGCUGUAUCCCCACAGGUCCUAGCACAUUCCCUUGGGUUCAGGUGCUCAAAAGUUUAUUGUUUGCCCUGUCUGUAACAUUAUCCAGGCACUUUGCAUAUGUUCAGUUUUGUGUUAAUGUUACAAAUAUUUCACUGUUAAUCUUUUGCAAAUUUUGUUAAGAUGAUAAAAAGAAAUGACAGAAACUGAUGGUCAUGGUCAGUUAAGAUUUCUCCUUUUCUGUGGGCUCCCCAGGCAGAGCAUCCUUAGGAGGGUGCUAAACACAAAAUGGAAAGUUGUCAUUUAAAAGACUGUAUUAGGUUAGAAGAAAAACACAAAACUGUAUGGACAUGUAGUAUCCUGUGCAUAGGAAAACAAUUUUCAUGAAAAUCAAAAGAAGCAAAGAGAAUAAUUCUCCUGUUGAGAUACAUCAGGUGGGCAUGUGCUAACAAGUAAGAAUGUCAAGAGGGCUAAAAUACCCCUCAAAAGAAAGGAAUGGAAUCAUUUGGAAUUAAUGGUAAAAUUUAACAAAAUAAUUUGGUAAGAGCUACUCAACUUUUGUUUUCUUCCUUUUCCACAGAGAAAGACCCAAACAAACUGAAAGUAGGUCAUUAAGGAGGAAUUGAUACAAUAUUGAGAAAAACUAAGAGCAUUUUUGCAUAUCUCUGUAAGAAAUGUAAUGUGUACCUGUUAAGGGCUUUGUCUAUAUGUAUCAGUUAUUUCUCACUAUAGAUAAGUAAAUAAGAGCUAGCGGACAUACAGGUAAGAAAUGGUAAUGUUAGACUUUGAACCCAGAAAGUAGAAGCCCAGAGCCCUAUUGUACUGGUUUCCCAAGGAAAAGUUACAGUAGAAAAGAAUGGUACUUAAAUAGGCAAAUCACAAAAGAAUAAAUGCCAACAAGUAACAAUUGUUCCUCUUCACUAGAGUAAAAAUGUAUAUUAAGGCAAGAGUUGAGAUGGUACUUCUUUUCCUCAUAAAACUGACAAAGAUUCAGGGAAAUUGGGACUUUAAUGCUGCUGGUGAGAUACAAAUACAUACUAUCUCUGGCAAUCAGUACCAGAAGCCUUAAGCUUUGCCUUUUGACUGAAAUUCUACCUGGAAAUGUAUACGUAUGAAGAAACCAUUGUGAAUAUACACAAAAUCUUUUCAAACUUAAUGAUUAAUAUUAAAUGAAGCAUUCAUGAUAAGUAAAAUUAUCAAAUAUGUACUUUUCUGUGGGCUCCUCAGGCAGCCCAUGUAAAAUAUAUAUUUAUGCACUAAAAAUAUUCAAAAUAGAUAAUUCAAGGUGUUAUGUGUAGUACUAGUUAUCUCUGGGUACUAAGGUUAAUUUUUUCUUGUGCUUUUCUGUGUUGUCCAAAUUUUUCUGUAGUAAAUAUCUAACAGUCUUAAAGUUAGGAAGAGUGAAUGGAAGCCCAGGACAGUUGAGAAAAUACUAAGAAAAGCACUUACUUUGCAAUAACAUCUCUGUCCCUUUGAAGUCUCAGGAUGGUGGCUAGCUUGUUAACUUUGAUCCCUGAUUUCAUCACCGGUGAAAUGAUAACAGUAGACUUAUCCAUCUCAUACAUGGUGUACAAAAAUGUCUAAAAAUUAUACAUCCCAGUGCAAAAAGAAGUUAUACACCUUAAAGAGGUUUACAGUUGAGAAAAGCAGUAGUUUUGAAAUGGAGACCUUCAGUAGAGCUUUCCUUGAAUUCUGCAUAUGUAAGUAGCCUCUAACCUUAGAGGAUCCUCACUUUAAAGGAUCUCAAGUAGAUGAUCUCUUAUGGUCAAAGUGUCAACAUUUUGUUUUUAUGAAAUGGACAGGGCACCAAUAUAAGGUCAUGUCAAAGGCAAUUUGUCUUCAUCAGCCUUGCCUGAAAGAAAAGCAAUUCCUAAUUUUGCAUUCUGCUCAGGGCUGGGGUAACAAUGUCUGCUGUAAACGCUUCUUACAUGGAUUAAAAAGGCGAUGUGCAAUUUAGACAUAGUGCUCAAUAGCAGCUUCCUACCUCUCUCUUCCUCCCUAAUGGUUUCUCCAAGCUCGUGUUUAUAUUGAGGAACUGAUGGAUGAGA